Messenger RNA from Uloborus diversus, 2580 nucleotides. RefSeq names its product transient receptor potential cation channel subfamily V member 5-like (gene iav). NCBI's taxonomy places the organism in Eukaryota, Metazoa, Arthropoda, Arachnida, Araneae, Uloboridae. The record is from RefSeq and is a predicted model, not a curated record. Bases 1 to 2580 code for a protein of 859 amino acids. Gene Ontology annotation, molecular function: protein binding; calcium channel activity. The transcript has 16 exons. Gene Ontology annotation, biological process: calcium ion import across plasma membrane. Gene Ontology annotation, cellular component: membrane.
AUGAGCAAGUAUUCCAUUAAAAAUUUACUUAAAUUUACGGACCGAGGUUCGUCGAAUCUUGCAACAUCUCUGUUGGAUGAAAUUGUGAGUCGCGAUAAUGUGGAUGAAUCAUGUCCUCUUUACUCAAUGGCCAAUUUUAAAAAGAGUGGAUCUUUUAUUGAACGAUACCUACUAGAGGGAGACAAAGAACUUGAAAAAUUAGCAAAGGAAGAGAUUCUUGAAUACAUGUACAAUGACGGAAAAGGGGAAGCUUUGACUCGUAAUGUAAAUCAUCAGGAAACUGUUAAUUUAAAUAAUGACACCAAAGAAAAAAGUCGUCGCACAGUUUGCUGGAAAUUGAGCCAUAGAGGAAUACUGGGAGAGUCUCUCCUUCAUAUUCUAGCCAUCUGCAAUACAGAUGCUCACACUCAAAUAGCAUUGUAUUUAUUAGACCUGUACCCAGCUUUAGCUCAAGAUAUUGUGGAAGGCGAAGAAUAUUACGGCGCAAGUGCUAUGCAUUUUGCUAUUGCAUAUGAUAAUGGAAAGCUGAUGAGGAAGAUAGUAGAUGUAGGAGGUGAUAUUUUUCAAAGAGCGAACGGAAAAUUCUUUAUGCCGAUUGAUCAACAAUGGCCGAUUCCUCGGGCAAAAACAAAUUUCGAAGGAUUGAGUUACUUUGGCGAGUACCCUUUAGCGUGGGCGGCUUGCUGCGACGAUGAAUCAAGCUAUAAUUUGCUCCUAAAACAUGGAGCUGAUCCAAACAUGCAAGAUACGUUUGGAAACAGUAUUUUGCAUGUUCUUGUCAUACGUGAUAAGUUGAAAAUGUAUGGUUACGCCUUACGGCAUCCGACCAAACCAGCAUCUGAUAACCUGAUCAACAAAUUCGGCCUCACUCCACUUACUCUGGCUUGCAAACUGGCUCGUAAUACUAUUUUUAGAGAAAUGUUAGAAUUCAGUUCCUUGGAAUACUGGAGAUACAGUAAUAUUACUUGCUCGGGGUACCCGCUGAAUGCUUUAGACAGUCUACGACCCGAUGGACGCGCAAAUCUGAAUUCAGCGCUGAUGAUAAUAUUAAAAGGAAAUUCAACAGAGCAUUUGGACAUGUUAGAAGGUGGAGUAAUUCAACGUCUAUUGGAAGAAAAAUGGAAAACAUUUGCUCAACGCUGUUUUUACCGAAGACUAGGCAUGAUGCUCUUCCAUUUGUUAAAUUUGAGCAUAGCAGUUUUUCUACGACCUACCACACGCGAAGCUUUGUUAGGAAAAUAUGAUGCAGCUUCUAUCGUUAGGUAUUAUGCUGAAAUAGCUACUUGUCUAGGAUGCAUCGGAUUUGGAAUAUUCCAGCAGGUGCAAGAAAUUCUAGCUCAAGGCUUGGCAGGAUUUUUAGUUAGCUUGACAACUAGUCCAACAAAAUCUGCUUUUGUGAUGUCGUGUUAUAUGAUUCUUUCUUGCAUACCAUGUCGAAUACUCGGAGACAGAGAAACUGAAGACAUUCUUCUCACCCUGGCUAUUCCAAGCUCAUGGUUUUACCUCAUUUUCUUUGCAGGGGCUGUUCGUCUAACUGGUCCAUUUGUGACAAUGAUUUACAGUAUGGUUGUUGGGGACAUGUUUCGAUUCAGCAUCAUUUAUACAAUUUUUCUCUUUGCUUUUACUCAAGCUUUUUAUUUCCUGUUCAAAAAUCAGCCUAACCAUAGGGGAGAUAGUAACAAAAGAUUUUCUUCUUAUCCUGUUACAUGGAUGGGCUUAUUCCAUAUGACUUUAGGAUCCUAUGAUUAUGAAGAAUUUCGAGAGACAUAUUACAAAAAAAUGACUCAAAUGGUGUUUGCUAUUUUCAUGGUCUUCACACCAAUUCUUCUUCUUAAUAUGCUUAUAGCCAUGAUGGGUAAUACUUAUUGUGAAGUCAUCACGCAGUCUGAGAAAGAGUGGGUAAAACAGUGGGCAAACAUCAUAGUAGCUUUAGAGAGAGGAGUGGACAGCGCGUCUGCCAAAGAGUAUAUGCAGAAUUACUCCCUCAAAAUGCCAUCCAAUGAUAAGGAAACUGAAGUGAGAGGAGUCAUCGUGAUUAAAACGAAGUUAAAAUCAAAAGCAAAAGAGAAGAAACAAGCACUCUCUUGUUGGAAGCGUGUCGGAAAAAGAACUAUUCAAACUCUAAGAAAAGUCGGGGGAAGUGCUGCUGAUGUCAGGAAGCGAUACAACUUGUUCCGAUCAAAGCAACCCACUGCACGUUUACGUAUGGGCAAAAUUGUGAUGGAGUGGAACCCAAUACCUACUCCUACAAAUCCGCCUUAUAUGCCCAAUCCAGAACCGGAAACUGAAGAAAGAGCUGGAUUUAACGAUCUUUUGUCGCAAGUAGCAUCAGCAACGGGAAUGGAGAUUGAAAUUAAUAAUCCAAUAAAACAAACAAAUGAGAACAUUACAGAAAAUUCAUUAGCAUUGCCUCAAUAUGAAGAAUGUGCAAAUAAUUCUCAUGCUCAUCUCACAGGGUUAGACAGCAGCAGAAGCAGCAAUCACAAAACACCACAUGCAAAGCACUAUACUAGUGGGAAAAACUUCAAGAAGCAGUGUGGGAAGAGUUUCUUCAGUCUGUUGUUCGAAUGGGCCAACUAG